This is a messenger RNA of Trichomonas vaginalis G3, 1347 nucleotides long. RefSeq lists its product as uncharacterized. The record is from RefSeq and is a predicted model, not a curated record. NCBI's taxonomy places the organism in Eukaryota, Parabasalia, Trichomonadida, Trichomonadidae. The coding region runs from base 1 to 1347 and encodes 448 amino acids. The transcript has a single exon.
AUGAAAGGUAAUAAAAAUGGUAAAAUUCUUUUUGAUCUUCCAGAAGAACAGCAGAAAGACCUUGCAACCAUCUUAGAAGACUUCUUUCGGUUUAAAAAUUCAAAUUACACAACUUCGUUCUAUAAUAUGUUGAAAAUAUUGUCUUUUCUAACAUACGACAAAUACAAAGAUUUUCUUAAGAUACAAGUAGGGCGAUAUAUCGUUGAAAAAUGGGAUACUUACAAAGAAGAAAACCUUUUUAAACAUUUCGAAGAAAUUUUAAAUAGUUCUCAUAUAUACAAAUACCAUUAUACUGCUUUAUUACUGUUACUUACCCAUCCUGAUGCAGUACAACCAUUUUUAUACAGAUUUAAUAAGCAUUCACUAGGAGAUAGUUCAAUUCUAUCUCUUUUUGUCAAAACAGUCAUUGAAAUGUUGAAUAACUACGAAUUUGACCUCCAACAAUCCGGAUAUCAAGGAAAUCCAGCAGAAUCAUUAUAUCUUAAUCAUUUAAUUGAAGUUUUAACAUGUAUAUUUGUUAAUCAAUGGAAAGAAUCAAAUGUGUUUCUACAUAAUAUAUUUUUCAAGGAGGUUCUUCGUCCAAUUGUCGAAUUUUUAUUAAGAUUUGAUUGUCACAAAAAAAUUCAAGACAUCAUAGAAAGAAUCUUCCAAGAAAAUUAUUUACCAUACGAUGAUUACAGUUUACAAGACCAGCCAUUGAACUACGAUCUCUAUAUGAAUUAUUUAAUUCAUUAUUCAAUUAUUAACGACAAAAGUUGCAGAUAUCUUCUAGAAAACAGAUUAGAAGCAUAUAAGAGUGAUUUUCAUCUCAAUGGUGAAGAACAAAUAAUCAAUUCUUACUCUGAAAAUCUGAAUCCGAAAGAUAUCCAAGAAUUUUGGAACAUUGUUAAAGCAGCAAGAUAUUAUGAUCAAAUACAUGGUGUGCCACUUAUGAUUUCCAUAUUUAACUUCUUUAAGCAAUAUGAUUAUAUUGAAUAUUGUUGGGAUUAUGAAGAUAUAUUUUUUGAGGCCAUAAUUAUAUCAAUGAGAUAUGAAGAAUCAUGGCAACUAUAUCACAAUAACUAUAAUGAGUUCAUUUCUAGAAAUUUAACUCAAUAUUUGAAAGAAGAAAACUUUCCUAAGUUUGAAAUACUCAGAAGUUUCAAGAAUCGUAUGUGUAUGUUCCAAUACCCUGUUGCAAGUGCAGAAACAUCAAGUUUGAUCAUAAAAGAGAUUGAUUCUAUAAUUAAAAAGAAUAUUACAUUGUUUAGUGAACUCAAUAACCAUUAUGAAGCGUUAAAGAAUGAAAUGGAACCUAGAAACGAAGAUGAUCCUUUCAUCGAAAAACAAAUUUCAUUAUUUUUCUAA